AUGGCGGAUCGUCCGGUAAAGUUCGUGGCUCUUGGGGGUGUAUGGCUAGAUGAGAUCAGGACGGCCGGUGAAGUGACGAAGACUGAUGUGUUAGGCGGAAGUGUGACUUUUGCAACUCUCGGAGCGCGGCUCUUUGCAGCCACGAAUACGGCGAGUAUCCGCUUGAUCUUCUUUGCAGGCCACGAUUUCCCGCAAGGACACAUAUCACUCUUUCGCAGUUGGCAAAUCGCACUUACAAUACACUAUUCAGACUCUUUGCCAUCUGCAAGAGGAGUGAUUCAGUACGAUGGUAUGGAUGAGAGCAGAAGAACUUACCAACGGUUGACUGCUCCAUUGCCGCUCACAUGGGAGCACCUCACCAUUUCCGAUAUCUCCAACGCUACCUGCUUUCACCUCUUUGAAACUCCUGAAGCUGCAGCGAUACAAGUUCACGAAGUACUUUCCAGACGCACAAACGUUGCAGAUCGUCCUAUCUUCAUAUGGGAACCCCAAGGCAAAAGUUGUAACACACAUACGCUUGAUAGGCAUCUUCAUGCCGCUAGUUUGAUGGACGUCUUCUCCCCGAAUCAUGCCGAACUGGAUAGUUUGUUCGAGGAGGAUGCCAGUCUGAUCUUCGACAGGGAUCGUGUCGAGGCUCAGGCGAAAUACUUCAUGGAUGCCGGCGUCGGACAUGGUAAUCAAGGCUGCAUAGUAGUGCGGUGCGCAGAACGUGGAUGUCUGAUCAUGUCCCAAGAUAUGGCGCCUACAUGGCUUCCCGCUUUCUACGACGCAGGUUCAGAGCAUGUGGUGGACGCCACCGGAGGAGGCAACGCUUUUCUUGGUGGAUUUAGCAUUGGCUACCAGGAGACUGGUAGCUUCAUCGAAGCGGCCAAGUACGGUAACGUUGCUGCAAGCUUCGCUAUUGAGCAGGUGGGAGUUGCAAAGCUCUCUGUCGAGGGCGAGUAUGAGCUCUGGAAUGGGCAAAAAGUGAGAGAUCGCUUGGCUGUGUAUCAAGACGGACUGAAGAGCAGCAACGAAUAG
Ramularia collo-cygni is the source of this 1020-nucleotide messenger RNA. RefSeq names its product related to pfkB family carbohydrate kinase superfamily. NCBI's taxonomy places the organism in Eukaryota, Fungi, Ascomycota, Dothideomycetes, Mycosphaerellales, Mycosphaerellaceae. The record is from RefSeq and is a predicted model, not a curated record. The transcript has 3 exons. The coding region runs from base 1 to 1020 and encodes 339 amino acids.